Molecule: messenger RNA, 3148 nt
Organism: Liolophura sinensis
Lineage: Eukaryota; Metazoa; Mollusca; Polyplacophora; Chitonida; Chitonidae
Product: dnaJ homolog subfamily B member 9-like
Exons: 4
Coding region: 171-908 (245 amino acids)
Biological process (GO): ERAD pathway
Cellular component (GO): endoplasmic reticulum
Molecular function (GO): protein-folding chaperone binding; misfolded protein binding
Source: RefSeq, a predicted model, not a curated record
UAGAACAUCCGGUUAGAUCUGUCAAAAAGGCCGCAAUUUCCAGCACGUCAGCAUUUAAUCCUGAUAAGUGUAUCUGCCUAUGAGCUAUCUUGACAGCGUGGUUUCAGGCUUUGGGAAAUUGUCAUUGUUUACCAGUUCCAUUGACCAAACAGUGUAUAACAGGUAUAAGUAUGAGGUGUGAGAGACUUAUCCUGCUGUCGGCAUUCUGUGGAGUUCUUUCUGUCAGAGUAGCUGCUAAGCAGAGCUACUAUGAUAUCCUUGGUGUUAAAAAAGAUGCUACAAACAAACAGAUAAAGAAGGCAUUCAGACAGCUGGCUCUAAAAUACCAUCCUGACAAGAACAAGAAGGAUGAAAAAGCCCAGGAGAAGUUUGUUGAGAUAGCAAAAGCGUAUGAAGUUCUCUCUGAUAAGGAGAAACGGAAGCAGUACGAUCUACACGGAGAAAACUUUGACAGUAAUGGUGGUGGAUCCAAUGGUUUUGACUUCAACUUUGAUGACUUCUUCAAAGGAUUUGACAAUUUUUUUGAUCAUAAGCACAGUGACCAUGCUGGUGAUAACAGUGGAUUUAAGUUUUCAUUCAAUCAGGGGUUUAACUUUGAUGAUCUAUUCAGUGACGACGACUUUGAAAGUGAUGGUAAUGGAUUUGACUUUGAUCCCUUUGGAGAUUUUGGAUUUGGGGGACUUGAUAAUGGAUUUUUUGGAGACAGUUUAAAUAUGUUUGAUCACUUUGAUGAUGUUCAUCACCAUCACAACAUCCAUCAUUCUCAACAAGCUCACCAUGCAAAAGCCCAUGCUCAGCACAUGAAGACAGCCAGCAAACACAGGACCUCCACUCAAGGUGGCCGAACGUGUCGAACUGUUACACAACGGAUAGGAAACAUGGUGACUACCCACACAGAAUGCUCCUAACAUAUGUGCAUGACUGAUAGUGACAGCAGCUAACCUCAGAUGACUGUGAUUCAGAAUCAAUUGUUGCUUUCAUCAGUGAGAGUCCCAGCAAGGUGCCUGGAGCCUGUUCAAACAGUUAUUCUGGUGUGUCCAAGCAACGUUGUAGCCAAAUCAAAAAGAAUAUGUAUUUUUUGUGCUAUAUAAAGGCUUGCAAACCAGAUGGGAGUUCUCAAGUAGCCGGUAGAGUAGUGACAAUUUAUGCAACAUUUCAACUUGUAAUCAAAAGUUACAAUGUAAAUAGUUUAUUAUCCAGUUGUGUUUCAAUGUGCAUGAAAGGAGUAAAUGUAGUUGUUUAAUGUUUUACAUUAUUUUUUAAAUGCUGCUACAAGUUUAUGGGUUUUAUGUAUCCAGUUUGUAAUGAUCGAGCCUAUAUAUUGUAACAUGGGGAAUUAUAGGCGAGAUGUCUACCUUUGGGCAAGGGGGCACUUGAGUCUAGUGGUAGAAGCAUGGCCUGAAAAUCCAGGUAUCUCUGGCUCAAAUCCCAUUAGCACAACAAGUUGGGUAACCCAUCACUAGCAGGAUCUCUGUAAUGGGGAACUCGUAAAACUACUUCCUGUCUGUAUCAGUAUGAUCCAAAGCUGUGAACUCAUUUGUUUUUUUCCUUUAUUACAUCACAAGUUAAUAUUUUCAGUUAAUAUGGUCAGGUGUAAAUAUAUGUUAUAGAUUGGGAGCGAGUGUUACCAAAGUUUGCUGUCUGGUUUUAAAUAAUGAUGUGUGUUAAUGUACAAGGAAGUAUUUAAAUGUGCUAAGGUUUUUUUUGUAAUAUAUGUGUUGGAUGUCUGUGUGAUAUGUGUGUACUUUGAUUACAUGACCAAAGGUUUGGCCCUGAUCACAGUGACUCAUUUAUGAUGUUCUGUUCACCAUAUAAAAGAAGAGAUCUUAUAUACUAGUAUAUCAUUCCAAGACUUUAUCAUGGACAUAAUGCUGCCUUAGAUGGAUUGACAGUUAAUUUUCGAGCUUAAGUGAAUAAGUCCUGAUAUUAUUUGGCUCAAGACACAUCAUAAUGCAGUGAAAAUUUAAGGCAAGUUAUUGCAGCCUGUUAGUGAUUGAAAAUGCCUAUAGUAGCUAUACAUUUUUCAGCUAUCAAAAUUUUGUAUGUUUUUGACUGAAAGUAAACUUCCUUUAUACCAUAUACUUGCUUGGUAAUUGAGACAUGAGGAUUUCAUAACAACAGAAAGUUGUCAGUCAAGACAGGAAAGCUCUCACAUUCUAACACAUAAGACUGUACAGGCUUAAUCCAGACUCAUUGUAGGUAAAAUUAUUGCUUCAGUGUCUUAAAUGUCCCUCUGUUCCAUAUUUUGCACCAGACCUGAAGCCUGUCAUAGAACAUUAAUAAAUGCAUUAGAAUUAGGCUUAAAUAAUGAUAAACUGUUGUCAAAAUAGCAAAGCUUGUGGUGCUUCCAGGAUGUAUAUAAUGAAUUGAUGGAGUUGUGUGUAUGUGUUUAGCUACUAAUAUAAUGAUUGUACAUAUCUGUUUGCCUAUUUAAAAUAUCUUUUGUCAACAAGUGUGAUUACUGGUUUAAUUUAUUGUUAGUGCUGACGUAAUAUGACUGAUUGAGCCCAUGUCAAAAACCUGUUUAUUACUGGAAAACUUUAAACUGCUAUGUUACUGGGACCUAAAAUGCAGUUAAAACAACCAUUUUGAACAGUUAGAUGUUUUUGUUCUGCUAGUGAUGUUUUAUUGAAACAAUAUCUCUUUCUCAUCCUUAAGUGUCAUUUUCAGUUGCCAUUCUUAUAAACAAUGGGUUGAUUGUGAUAGUAUUUCUCACCAUAUUAGAAAGAAAAUGGAAUUUUCCUACAAUUAAAUGUUUCCUAUGCAAACAUAACAACAUCAUUCAGGUUGAAAUUGACUUUCCAGAAUUUGAUAUCCCUAUGGAAAAAAAACAGAUGGUGGAAUCCUGUUUGUAAUAUUUUUGCUUGUGUAUUUUGUGUAUUGCAAGCACAAAAAUGAAUUUAGGAUAUCUUUUGUAAGAGUUGAAGAGUAGCCUACCGGUGCGUCAUGUAGAUUAAAGGUUGCAAGAGAAGUUCUGUUUAGUCACAGUAGAAGUGUGUCAGAUCUUGACUGAAAAAGUGUCUGCAUGUGUGAUACAGGAGCAUAUAGCAGUGUACAAAUGUGAAUAUGUCAUGCUGUUAUAAUUCCUGGUGGAAUGAAAAUAUACAUUUCACGAUUUCUAUUAAUAAAGUGUUUGUCCAUACACUUG